Molecule: messenger RNA, 1725 nt
Organism: Cinclus cinclus
Lineage: Eukaryota; Metazoa; Chordata; Aves; Passeriformes; Cinclidae
Gene: ODF2L
Product: outer dense fiber of sperm tails 2 like
Exons: 15
Coding region: 1-1725 (574 amino acids)
Biological process (GO): negative regulation of cilium assembly
Cellular component (GO): centrosome; ciliary basal body
Source: RefSeq, a predicted model, not a curated record
AUGCCCCUGGCACAGACUGAGCAGAGGGGAAAUGGGUCCUGGUGGGUGGAGAAGGCAACAAAAUCCACUUCUGACAAAACAGAGAGUAGUCAGCGGAGCUUUGAUUGGAGCAAGCAGUUAAGCAGUAAAAACAUUGAUACUUGGAUGCAGGAGCUAAAUGAAACUGAAAUUCAGAAUACUAAUCUCAGGAAAAAAAUACUUGAAAAGGAGAAACAGAUUAAAGAACUUGCAUCCAUGCUUCAGUGUGAAAAAAUCAAUGUACAGAAAGGAGACCACCUGUCAAGCUCAGUACAGGAAGUACAAGCUCACCUGCAGUGUCAGAUUGAAAGAAAAGAAGCAGAAAAUGACGAAUUAAAAGUGAAAAUACAGAUUCUAGAAAAUAAAAUAGCAGAGUGGAAACAUCAAAUUGGUGAAUACAAGUGCCAGAAGUUAGCCUUAAAGGAAGCAAGGGAGCAAAAGAAGAUUGCCCUGGAAAAAGCAUUAAGGUCCCAGAAGCAAAGAGCUCGACACUUAGAAGAAGCUGUGAAGGACGUAACCUCUAAAAUAAGAGAAAGUGAACUCAAAUUGUGUGCAAUACUGUCAGCUUCUGAAGUCUGGAAAAAACAGCAUGAUAGAAUAGUUGAAGAAAAGACAAUGUUAGAAGUUCAAGUAGAAGAUCUUGAGAAGCAGAUCAAAGGCCUGAUGGAAGACAUGGAAAAAAGGGAGGAAUGGAGAAGAAAUUCACAAGAGAAAAUUCUUGGAAAGUUAAAUUCUGUUAACUCUGAAAAUGAAAUUAUUUACCUUGAGAACAAAAAAUUAAAGGCUUCCCUUGCUACACUGGAGAGAAGUACAGUAUCUGUUGAGUAUGAGCUGCUACAUCUGCAAGAAAAAGCAAAGCUGCAGGAAAACCUUGUAGAACAGUGUAAAAAUGAGGUACAAAAAAGACAAAUUGCAGUAGAAGAAUUGAAAUCCAGACAUGAAACAGUCUUAAAUGAAAACGAAAAAAUAACAGAAAACAAAUGCUUAGAAGCAGAUAAGGUGAGGGACAAAAUGGAGGCUGAGUUAAAGGAGUUAGAACAUGUUUGUGACUUGCUGAGAGCAGCUGAGGAAAACCAGCUAAAGCUUCUGUUCUGGGAAAGGAUCCAUGCACAGAAAUACAAAACCCUCCGGGAGCUGGAGCUUCAGCCUGAAAAUGGAUUUUCCUCGACUCUUUUUUUCUCUGACGUCAAUUUUAAUGGCAGGAAUAACCAUAGUGUAACUUCUAUGGGCAAUCUUUGCUUAGAAGAAGAGAUCUGUAACAUUCAGAAGAAGUAUGAAGAUCUCCAAAGGCAAUUAGGAGAAAUGGAAUAUCAGAAUGAAGAACUUGCUUAUCAGCUCAGAAAAGAAGAUGAGAAUCUUCAGAGCAGUAAAUUGCAGCUUGAAGAGAAAAUGGCAGAAUAUAAUGCAUUAACCACACAACUUGAAUCUGUUUUGGCAGAAGGGAGAAAAAUGGUAGCUGAAGAACAGGAAAAAAUGUCAUACAAAGAACAAGCCUUUCAGACAAAACUGCUCCUUCUUGAAGCUGAAGUGAGAAAGAGGCAAGAAGAGAAAAAACAACUCCUCUGCUUAUUUCACCAUAAUGAAAAGCAUCAUGAAGUACAUUUGAAAGAGCUGGAGAACAGCCUGCAGAAGUUGGAGAACAAGAACCAGAGCAUCCAGAAUUAUGUGCAGUUUUUGAAAGAUGCAUAUAUAACAAUGUUUGACUGA